This is a messenger RNA of Penicillium lagena, 2391 nucleotides long. Its product is annotated as putative homeobox and C2H2 transcription factor. The transcript has 2 exons. The coding region runs from base 1 to 2391 and encodes 796 amino acids. Lineage: Eukaryota; Fungi; Ascomycota; Eurotiomycetes; Eurotiales; Aspergillaceae. Gene Ontology annotation, molecular function: DNA binding. The record is from RefSeq and is a predicted model, not a curated record. Gene Ontology annotation, biological process: regulation of DNA-templated transcription.
AUGGAGUACUUCGAUUUUGAAGGUGCCUCGUCUGCGCAUGGUUCUUCGAACCACCAGGACGACGAUGUCGCCUCGGUUGAUAUAGAGUUUGAUGAUGCCGACGAGCGCGAGGCCAAUUUCGACGCUCUGCUCGAGGACCAACCACUGGAAUACCCCAGUGACCCGCUCGCCACGGCUGCCUUGGCCCAGCCUGUCCAGCCCGACACCGCAGUUUAUCCGAUGACUCGUGCCCAGGAGCCCUGUGAUUUCUGUCGGCGUAUGGGCUUCGACUGCUUCAUUAUGAAUCGUGGUGUGAUGCAGCACGGUUGCACGUGUUGUAUCUCUCUGUACCGCGAGUGCAGCUUCACGCACACCAAAGCCCCUGGGAAGUUCUUGGAUACCUUACAUACGGUGUCCGAGAACGUUCUCACGGAGACGGGCGGCCUGACGGGGAAGAGAGCACUCAAAUCCGUUUCCUACGGCUCUCGUGCUGAUGACCCGGAUUCUCGCUCUCGCAAGAGCAACGCCCGCCUCUCUCGCCGGGCCGUUAAUGUGCUGAAGAGCUGGCUUCGGGACCACCACGAGAACCCGUAUCCCACGGAGCAGGAAAAGGACGACUUGAAGGGAAAUACCGGCUUGACCAGAACACAGAUUUCCAACUGGCUUGCCAACGCCCGACGACGCGGCAAAGUGCGUUCUGGGACCAAUUCGCCCGUGCCCGGUGCCGUUGACAUUCCCAACACCCGCCCCGUCGAUGUGUCGCUCAUGACACCCCUGGAACGUUGGGAGUACUCGCCCCCGAGCACGAACCGGCCGCGAUCAGCGAUAUUAGUCGCGCUCUGGCCAAUCCACCCUUCGAAUCCCCUCCGGGCCGUGGUCACUACGAAUGACUCAAGCCAUGCGAGCUCCGAACAUAAGAUCCACUCCGCGUCGGCUAGCAGCCUAGAGACUAGUCACUCUUCGCUCUCGGACUUCUCCUUUGCUUCUGCCUUCUCCCAUCGAUCCUCCCGGGGAUCCUUCACUUCAAUGGAUCGAAAAGAACGUCGUCGUCGCCGCAAAGCAUCGGGGCCGAUCAAUACAUUUAAUCAACACAAGGCGAAAGCGGUUCGUCCAUAUCAAUGCACCUUCUGCACCGAUUCCUUCCCUGCCAAGUAUGACUGGCAGCGGCAUGAAAAGUCCAUGCACCUCGUCCUCGAGAAAUGGACCUGUUCGCCCCACGGAGGUAUCAUAAAUGACAAUGGCACGUCUCGCUGUGUAUUCUGCCUGAUGGAUAACCCGGACAGCCAACAUCUGGAAACCCACGACUAUAUGAGUUGUCAAGAGAAGACCAUCCAGGAGCGGACCUUCUACCGGAAGGAUCAUCUCAAUCAGCAUCUCCGUCUGAUGCACCAUGCCAAGUUUCAAUCUCCCAUGGAGACGUGGCGGAGUACCAUCAACGACAUCAAGUCUCGCUGUGGCUUUUGUGGUACCUCCUUCAACACCUGGAAAGACCGAGUAGAUCACUUGGCUGGCCACUUCAAGAACGGAGCCCUCAUGGCUCAAUGGCAAGGAGACUGGGGAUUUGACCGUGCAAUCAUGAGUCGCGUGGAGAAUGCAAUUCCUCCGUACAUGAUUGACUAUGAAUGGCGUUCUCUGAAUCCCUGGACCACCGCCCAGGCUCAGGAGGAUGGCUCAACGCCGAACCUUAAUGUCCCGGACGAUGCCAAUUGCUACAUGAGGCUGUCGCGAGAGCUCGCCGAGUACAUCCACAAGCAAGUUGCUCAGGGAGUCCGUCCAACCGACCAGAUGUUACAAGCAGAAGCUCGCCGAGUCAUCUAUGGAAGUGACGAUCCGUGGAACCAAACCUGUGCCGACAACGGGCUAUGGCUAGGUGUGCUCAAGCGGGAUACUGGCCUAGAUACGAGCAUGGAUAUCAACGACAUCAACUUCGCCGACCUGGGCAUGCAACCGCCAUUUGCACUCCAAGGCGGAUUGCAUGCUACGCCGCAGGACACCAACAUUCUUGCUCGAGCAGUAUGCCAAGGCUCAUUUAAUACCUCUGGUGUAUCUAGCCCCAGCAUCAAAAGCCCUGCUUAUCCCGGAACGGGAUUUUCGCCUGCUGUUCAUAGCGGAGCUGGCAGCCUUUCGGGGAGUUAUGCCGGAAGUACCGGGGUGAUCUCAGCUGGAGCUGAGCCUUCAUUGUCGACGGAUUGGGGCGGCAGCUUUCCCACGCAACCCUCUUCGGCCUUUCCGACUCAACCAUCCUCAGCACCCGGUGGAGGGCCCGCUGAUCCGUUGGUGCAAAUGGGAUUCGAUCCGGCAUUCCUGCAGCGCUUAAACGACAACUACAGCAAGAUUAAUCUUGAUGACGUGGAAGGCUUGCAAUCCGACGGGGCGCAGAAGUUCAAUGACCACGUCGAGGGUCAGGAAUAG